This is a messenger RNA of Eptesicus fuscus (big brown bat), 2056 nucleotides long. RefSeq names its product translocase of inner mitochondrial membrane 10B (gene TIMM10B). The transcript has 3 exons. NCBI's taxonomy places the organism in Eukaryota, Metazoa, Chordata, Mammalia, Chiroptera, Vespertilionidae. Bases 45 to 350 code for a protein of 101 amino acids. Gene Ontology annotation, cellular component: mitochondrial intermembrane space chaperone complex. The record is from RefSeq and is a predicted model, not a curated record.
AGAGGCUGUAACGGAAGUAAGGGCGGGCGUGCUCCUGGGGCGGGAUGGAGCAGCAGCAUCAGCAGCAGCUGAGAAACUUGCGGGACUUCCUGUUGGUCUACAAUCGGAUGACGGAACUCUGCUUCCAGCGUUGCGUGCCCAGCCUGCACCACCGAGCUCUGGAUGCUGAGGAGGAGGCCUGUCUGCACAGCUGUGCUGGGAAGCUGAUCCAUUCCAGCCACCGCCUCAUGGCCGCCUAUGUGCAGCUCAUGCCUGCCCUGGUGCAGCGCCGCAUCGCAGACUAUGAGGCUGCCUCAGCUGGGCUCGGUGCUGCUGCUGAACAGCCGGGAAACACACCAACAGGCAGCUAGCCAUCCCCAACCCAGGAAGGGAGGCACUGGAUGGACCCUCACAUUGAAGGAGCCAGUGGACCUUGGGCUGGGUGCAGCCUGUAUCUAGAGUGAGGAGUUGCCUGAGAGCUGGGUACUGUUGCUCCUUUUUCUGGAGCUAAUAAACCCGCUUUUAUUCUGUUUGGUUUAUGUUCUGGGCGGAGAAGCUUUGCCCACUUUAUUAGCACCAUCCUUUAUUUGUCAGGGCAUGUCUGCUGGCUUCGACCCUGGCAGCAGAGAAAUUGCCUUCUAUGUGUAGAAGGAAAACCUUAGCAUUCAUUCCCAGGCACCUGGUUAAACCAAGGUGUCUGGAUGCAAUUUUUUAAGGUUGGUAAUAGCAACGGGAAGGUGAUUCCUGGCCAGAUGACAGAGGAAGUAGGAGCUCUGUCUAGCUGUCAUUAAAUAAAACCUGCCUGACUUUAAUGGCUCACUUGUGAGCUGGAUAUGCAUUUAUUCAUAACUUUUUUUGUGUGUGGACUGUGUCUUGCAAGAGCGAAUUCUGCUAGAUUUAGAGAAAAGAGGAGACAUCUAAGGACAACAUAUCAAGAAAUCACAGGGUUUUGGGGGACUACCUCCUUAUAAAUCAGUAACUCCAGAACAGAUGAAACCUAUAAGAAUUCUGAAUGUUCUGAAACUUUAACCAUAUCCCCAAGUUGUUACUUCUUUACUAUUUUCUAUCUUCUUGAAUGAGCAGUAAAACCUUUAAGCAAAGAAGGUCUUUUUUGCUUCAGGGGCGAUCAGAAAGGGGAAAACUUGGGGGACCAUAUGCUGCAAUAUAUCAGGCUUGAGAUAAAGAAACCCAAGAGAGAAGUGAUGGUGAUAGUUGUGGAAAAGAAGGGAUAAGCAAAAUCUUCGGAACUUCAUUGAUAUUACUUCCUGUCUCACUGCUUAUUUAUAAUCUAAUUCCAGCUCUUCCACCUUUACCCUACGUUCCCACUCUGCUUGUUUUGUGAUUUCUAUUUCCAGCCUAUCCAUUCUUUUUAUUUCCUCCCCAUUGUGGAAUUUACUUCUGCUUUCAGCAGUGUGAAUGACCUAUCCAUCACCACAUUUUCUUGCUGCUCUUGUGUCCUUUUGUAUCAUUCCAGCUGUUUAAUCUUUUCUGUUCCUCCAUUCAAACUGCUAGAGAAAAACACAGCUUUGUAAUGAAUGUCACUAAGUAUUUAAGGUUCCAGCCUCAAGCAACCCUUUGUGGGUUCCUGGUCUAUUCAUUGUCCCUAACAUGGCAGUUAUUUAUACCUUACUGCUCUCCUUAAUCCUUCACUUCACCUUCAACUAUUCCCCAUCAGCUGACCAUGUUUCAUUUUUUUUUUUUUACAGUGGAAAUGGAAACUCUUAGACAUUGGUUCCCACAAUAAUAAAAAUAACUUCCUACAACCACCCACAAAGCACACAGUUUUCUCCCUUGUGUAGCUCAGGAGUUUGAAAUUCUCUAAUAGUAGACCCUGUAUUAAAAUAGAGAUCUGACUCGCUCUGGCCAGGUAGCUCAGUUGGUUAGAGCGUUGUGCUUGAAACAUCACAUGUGCUCAUUAUGCCAAUGGCAAGACCUGAGGGAGACUCCAGCGAUGAUGUUCCAAGGUGGAGAUGCAAUCCUGAGUCAGGGCACAUACAAGAAUUAACCAAUGAGUGCAUAAAUAUGUGGAACAACAAAUCAGUGUUUCUCCUUUUCUCUCUCUAAAAUAAUAAAAUUU